UGUUAAAAUUGAAUAAUUAUAGUAUGAAUGAAGGAGUAUUUGGGUAAUUUACUCAAAAAGAAUAAUCUUUCGGAAGUGAGCCAGAAUUUAUUCAAAGACGGUUGAAAAAGAGAUUCACACAGCAAAGCUGCAAAGGUAUGGACUUUCUUAAUUCUCAAAUUUCUCUUUUUUCUUAAAUGCAUUUGGUUUUUCUUUGAAAACCCACAUUCCAUCCACCAAAACUUCCAUUAUUGGCUUCCCCAGGUGGUACCCAGAUCCAAUUACUUGCUAUUAAUUUCUAUUUAGUUUAUGUAUCCUCAGCUUGUUUUGUUGAAUUUUUUUUAACCCAUUUGUUCUCUUACAGGUUUGGUUACAAGUAAGUUUUCAAUGGCCAACAAGCCUAAAACAAUGCCACGGCAACUGUCUGUUUACCUAUACAUUCCCAAUAUUAUUGGUUAUAUAAGAAUUCUCUUGAAUUGCUAUGCCUUUGCUCAAUGUUUUUCUAGCAAAAGACUUUUUGCUGUUCUCUAUUUUCUAAGCUUUGUUUGUGAUGCUUUGGAUGGUUGGUGUGCUCGCAAAUUCAACCAAGCGUCAACAUUUGGAGCUGUUCUGGAUAUGGUAACGGAUAGGAUUAGCACUGCUUGUCUACUGGUUAUUCUUUCUCAAGUGUAUAGGCCUAGCUUGGUUUUCUUGUCAUUGCUAGCCUUAGAUAUUGCUAGCCACUGGCUGCAGAUGUACAGUACAUUCCUUGCGGGUAAGACUAGUCAUAAAGAUGUCAAAGACAGCUCCAGUUGGCUUUUCAAACUUUACUAUGGGAAUCGGAUGUUUAUGGGCUAUUGCUGUGUGGCUUGCGAGGUUCUUUACAUAGCCUUAUUUCUUAUUGGGAGAAACCAUACUGAAAAUUUGAUGGAUGUUAUACUGACUACCCUGAAACAGGGCUCACCUCUUUCUUUUCUAGUUGCUUUAAGUUUAUUUGGAUGCUCUAUCAAGCAGGUCAUCAAUAUUAUACAGAUGAAGACAGCAGCAGACGCAUGUGUGGUUUUCGACACUGAAAAAAAGCAGAAGCCAUAAUUGAUUCGAAUUUUCCAUUUCAAG
Durio zibethinus is the source of this 1074-nucleotide messenger RNA. The record is from RefSeq and is a predicted model, not a curated record. NCBI's taxonomy places the organism in Eukaryota, Viridiplantae, Streptophyta, Magnoliopsida, Malvales, Malvaceae.